GUUCAUUCCAGUCGCCAAACGUGCUUACCUGCAAAAGACGGACGACAACAGGCAGCCCUACAAUCCCCUGCAAAAGCCUGAUGGGCUGAGCCGUCACCUACUCAAAACCGAACGAACGGCACAUGCGGCGGCUGCGGCUGUGGCUGUAGCCGUGCGCACAUGCAUUCCGCUUCCGCCGCCGCCCUCCGCGCCGCGCCCAAGCCGAGACCCAAGCAGCACCCUAUCCGCUCCUUACCGGCAUCCGCGAGCGCGGGCGCGGCGGGUGGUGAGCUCCACCCCACGGCCUACUACGCCGCCCUCCUCGGAUCGCUCUCCCGGGAGUGCCGCCACGCCCACCACCCGUUCGACGCGACUCCUCACCGAACCCAUCAGGCGCGGGCAUGCGGGGUCCUUCACGCGCGGGUCCUGCGCCUCGGCCUGCCCCUCCGGGGCCGUCUCGGCGACGCGCUCGUCGACCUGUACGGCAGGUCCGGCCGCGUGGGCUACGCCUGGCGCGCGCUGGGCUGCUGCACCGGGGCUCCAGCGUCAGGCGCUGCGGCGAGCUCGGUGCUGUCCUGCCACGCGCGGUCGGGGUCCCCUCGGGACGUUCUCGAUGCGUUCCAGCGUCUCAGGUGUUCCAUUGGCGGCACGCCAGACCAGUUUGGCCUUGCGGUGGUUCUGUCCGCAUGUUCGCGGCUGGGUGCUCUCGAGCAGGGCAGGCAGGUGCAUUGUGAUGUGCUGAAGAGCGGGUUCUGCUCCAGUGCCUUCUGUCAGGCUGGGCUGGUGGACAUGUAUGCCAAGUGCGUUGAGGUCAAGGAUGCGAGGAGGGUGUUUGAUGGGAUUGCUUGCCCUGACACAAUAUGCUGGGCAAGCAUGAUUGCGGGCUACCAUCGGGUUGGACGCUACCAGCAAGCACUGGCUUUGUUUUCUAGGAUGGAGAAGAUGGGCUCUGCUCCAGACCAGGUAACAUACGUUACCAUCAUUUCCACUCUUGCAAGCAUGGGCAGACUGUCUGACGCAAGAACUCUGCUGAAGAGGAUACAAAUGCCAAGCACGGUUGCUUGGAACGCUGUCAUCUCAAGUUAUUCACAAAGUGGUCUUGAGAGUGAAGUGUUUGGCCUGUACAAGGAUAUGAAGAGACAGGGAUUGAUGCCAACUAGGUCCACUUUUGCGAGCAUGCUAAGUGCAGCAGCCAGCAUGACAGCAUUUGAUGAAGGUCAACAGAUACAUGCAGCGGCAGUAAAGCAUGGCUUAGAUGCAAAUGUUUUUGUGGGCAGUUCACUGAUCAACCUGUAUGUGAAACAUGGCUGCAUCUCUGAUGCAAAGAAGGUGUUUGACUUCUCCACUGAAAAGAACAUUGUCAUGUGGAAUGCAAUGCUUUAUGGGUUUGUUCAAAAUGAUCUCCAAGAAGAGACCAUUCAGAUGUUUCAGUAUAUGAGGAGGGCUGAUCUUGAGGCUGAUGAUUUUACAUUUGUGAGUGUCCUUGGCGCGUGCAUUAACUUGGAUUCACUUGAUAUAGGUAGGCAGGUACACUGUAUAACAAUCAAGAACAGCAUGGAUGCAGACUUGUUUGUUGCUAAUGCAAUGCUAGAUAUGUACUCAAAACUUGGAGCAAUUGAUGUCGCGAAAGCAUUAUUCAGUCUCAUUCCAGGCAAGGAUAGUGUAUCCUGGAAUGCUCUUAUAGUUGGGCUUGCACAUAAUGAAGAGGAGGAAGAAGCGGUCUAUAUGCUUAAAAGGAUGAAGUGCUAUGGUAUAGCUCCAGAUGAGGUGUCUUUUGCAACUGCAAUUAAUGCCUGUUCCAACAUCCGGGCUACUGAGACUGGAAAGCAAAUUCAUUGCGCAUCUAUCAAGUAUAAUGUCUGCUCAAAUCAUGCUGUUGGCAGCUCUCUGAUUGACCUGUAUUCAAAGUUUGGAGAUGUAGAAUCUUCUAGGAAGGUUUUAGCACAUGUAGAUGCAAGCAGCAUGGUUCCAAUAAAUGCUCUAAUUACAGGUCUUGUGCAGAACAAUAGAGAAGAUGAAGCCAUAGAGUUAUUUCAGCAAGUGCUAAAAGAUGGGUUCAAGCCGUCUAACUUUACAUUUGCAAGCAUUCUUUCUGGGUGUACUGGACCUGUCAGUUCAGUAAUUGGCAAACAAGUCCAUAGCUACACGCUGAAAUCUGCUCUUUUGAAUCAGGAUACUUCACUUGGCAUCUCUCUUGUUGGAAUAUAUUUGAAGUGCAAGUUGCUUGAGGAUGCAAACAAACUCUUAGCAGAGGUGCCAGAUCACAAAAACCUGGUUGAGUGGACAGCUACUAUUUCAGGGUAUGCUCAAAAUGGUUACAGUGAUCAAUCUUUGGUGAUGUUUUGGAGAAUGCGCAGUCACGAUGUUCGUUCAGAUGAGGCCACAUUCGCUAGUGUUCUGAAAGCUUGUUCUGAGAUAGCAGCACUUACAGAUGGAAAAGAGAUACAUGGGCUCAUUAUCAAAUCUGGUUUUGUUUCUUAUGAAACUGCAGCCAGUGCCCUCAUGGACAUGUACUCCAAGUGUGGCGAUGUUAUUUCUUCCUUUGAAAUCUUCAAGGAAUUGAAAAACAAGCAAAAUAUAAUGCCAUGGAACUCCAUGAUUGUUGGUUUUGCGAAAAAUGGUUAUGCAAACGAGGCACUUCUUCUCUUCCAGAAGAUGCAAGAAUCACAACUAAAGCCUGAUGAAGUCACACUCCUUGGUGUUCUCAUUGCUUGUAGCCAUGCUGGUUUAAUUUCCGAAGGCCGGAAUUUGUUUGACUCUAUGAGCCAAGUUUAUGGGAUAGUGCCCAGAGUAGAUCACUAUGCAUGUCUCAUUGAUCUACUUGGGCGUGGUGGUCAUCUUCAAGAAGCUCAAGAAGUUAUUGACCAGUUACCCUUCAGAGCUGAUGGUGUAAUCUGGGCUACAUUCCUUGCAGCAUGUCAAAUGCACAAGGAUGAAGAAAGAGGGAAAGUUGCAGCAAAGAAACUUGUUGAGAUGGAACCACAAAGGUCGUCCACGUAUGUGUUCCUUUCAAGCUUGCAUGCUGCGGCUGGUAAUUGGGUUGAAGCUAAGGUAGCCAGAGAAGCUAUGCGAGAAAAAGGGGUGAUGAAAUUUCCAGGGUGUAGUUGGAUCACAGUGGGUAACAAAACAAACUUAUUUGUUGUACAGGACACACAUCAUCCGGACACUCUGGGCAUCUACAAAAUGCUUGAUGAUCUAACUGGAAUGAUGAAUAAAGAUGACAGAAUUGAGGAAUAUGAUCUGCGUAGCUUGUCUGAAAUGCUUACUUGAGGGAUAGUGACCAUGUUUAAAUAAUAUAUCACGCUAAAGGAUUAAGGGCCUAGAUUGAUCUUCUAACUCGUCAUGGACCUUAAGUAGAUGUCUGGUUGUUUAGAUAAGGCUGAGUUGGCAUGUGAAAGGCAUCAGAACAAAUAAUGCAUACUGCCUUAGUGCCUUACUCUAUAGGAUAUGUAAAUGGUCAAAGACUGCUAGUUUCUGUAGCAGAAGAAAGAACAGCAGACUGCUAUUUCUUAUCUGGAAACUAUGGUUACCUGCGGUUCAAUGUUCGGCUCACCUGUUCCAUCACAUUCUGCAGGAAAGAAGAAACAAAUUAGGACUAAUGAAAAGCAAUGCAGCGCUCCUGCUCACUUUUCCGUACACGGUUAACAAAAACUAAGGUUCCAGAGAUUAUGAGUUGUACAUACGGAAGCUGAAUAUGCAGUUGUACACAUUAGUGCAACUAGUAGGGUUUAUUACCUAAGCACAUGAGGCGCCCUUCACCUCGACAAGAGAUGCAUGCCUUGGUUGAUGCAGUAGUGCCGGUGCUGACUGGUUUUUUAUUUUGCGUCAGUCUGGUUGGGUCUUCCCACCUGUUUUCACCAAGAAGAAACACUCUGUGUUCGGAGACCCCAGCUCCGGCGACACCAUUUUCUGUAAUCACAGUUUUCUGAACCUCCGCAAUCCCUGUUACAGAAGGAACAGCUGCUCCGUUUGUGCCAUCCUAGAAGAAAAUUGGAAUCUCAGUACUGUGCAUCCCGAUGUACAAUGCCUGUUAGUUUAUAAAAGGCUCUUCCUGUACCGCAUGCAGAAGGUAACUGGAGAGUUUAUUUGUUUAUUUGGUUCCGAAAGAAUUUGUUUCGUUCUGAUUUACGUGUAAUCAAGUGUCCUGAGUAUAUAGAAAAUCAAGUUGUUUUGCGAAGCACAAAAA
Messenger RNA from Sorghum bicolor (sorghum), 4165 nucleotides. Its product is annotated as pentatricopeptide repeat-containing protein At3g09040, mitochondrial. The transcript has 4 exons. The record is from RefSeq and is a predicted model, not a curated record. Bases 160 to 3249 code for a protein of 1029 amino acids. Gene Ontology annotation, biological process: RNA modification. Lineage: Eukaryota; Viridiplantae; Streptophyta; Magnoliopsida; Poales; Poaceae. Gene Ontology annotation, molecular function: protein binding; RNA binding.